Messenger RNA from Thelazia callipaeda (thelaziosis nematode), 1944 nucleotides. The record is from the annotation of a GenBank genome assembly. Lineage: Eukaryota; Metazoa; Nematoda; Chromadorea; Rhabditida; Thelaziidae.
AUGAGUCGUCGUGGUGGCCAUCAAAAAUGGGAUGCCAAGAAGAUGACUAUGAAAAAACUUAUCUAUUAUGAUAGUGAUUUGGCACCAAGAUUUGAUGAUGAUGAUGACGAUAACGGAAAGGAUUUCGAUCCUCGUAUUGUAAAGCUGCAAGGUCGAAGUACUGGUACAUGCACACGAAAUGGAAGAGGUUUAACUAGAAGUGUUGGAAGAGAUCGCAUGUCAAUGAAAGUCCAUCUUGAUAAUAGACGUGAUAGACAGUUACAACGUGGAGCUGGUGGUAGUGCAACUACAACAGCUGUUGUUAUGAAUCAGAUUAAAGUUGUUAGAGGUGCUGCAGUAGGCAAAGACUUUAUUAUGCGAUCAAUCGGACAGUAUGUUGAUGAUGUGAAACCUUUGUUGAUCAGAGUAGAUCGUGGUGAUAUAACAUUUUUUAUCGAGGAUGAUGACACAGCUUCUGCUAUUCAAGCGAUAUCAAGACGUGUUAGAGAUCCGAAAACGAAUAUACCAAUAACUUUUUUAUUAUCACGUGUUUCAGCUGGUUUUGCCACUAUAUCCGUAACUGAAAGAGAUUUAAUUGCGGAAUGCUUAAAAAAGCGGUACAAUGCUGAGACACAUUUACUCGAUCUAAGUGAAUUUGGUUUAGAUGAAUUAUUUCGUGCAAAGAGUUUACAUCUUUCUUUAACUCGCAACAAUAUAAUGAUGGCGGUUGUUGAUUUAAUUGAUCAAAAUUAUGGUGAUGUCACAGCUUUGAGUAUGAAAGGAAAUCGUUUGCGAUUCUUAGAUUUCUUUGCAUGUCUGCUGUAUCGCAUUAGAAAUGUCAAGGUUCUAGAUUUAUCAGCAAAUCAGAUUGAUAAGGAAUCAGAACUAGAAAAGCUAAAAGGAUGGCCUGUGGAAACAUUGUAUUUUGAAAACAAUCCCUUGUGUGCUACAUAUUCAUCAGCAGAAACUUAUUUAAGUGUUAUUCAUCGAGUUUUCCCAAAAGUUUCGAUGCUGGAUGGUAUACCAGUCCAGCGUUCUUCAUCUUGUGCUAUUCCAGAUUUAGAUGACUCGAAACUACCACUUUUCAAGCCAGGUUUUUAUGGUAGCGAUAGUCGUCGGGUUCUUAUUGAAGCAUUCAUAAUUGAAUAUAUGACAACGUAUGAUGAUCCAGACAUUAACAACAGAAAAAAUUUGAUAAAUGCAUAUGAUGAAAACGCAACGUUUACGUUAGUAGCGGAAAACUUAGUGGAUGCUAGCGAAAGGAAACCAUUCUUUGAUUCUAGCCGCAAAAACAGAAGUCUUUCACUUUACGAGUGGUAUGAUUUUAGCAUAUACAGUGUAUAUCGUAAAACAUCACACAAUAUCAAGUGCAUGGAAAGAUGGGAGCGUUUCCGAGAAAAAGUUGUAUACAAAGGUGCUAUGGAUAUUAUAGUUGCAUUAAGGAAACUACCAGCGACCAAACAUUUGAUCGACACAUUUUUAGUUGAUGUGUCAUUAAUGACCGAUAAGCAUAUGUGUUUUGCUGUGCAAGGUUUCUUUCGUGAUUCGCUGGAAAAAGUUGGAGACGAUAGUGAAGUCAGAUUCUUCUGCCGUAAUUUUGUUGUUGUGAGCAAAGGCGACAGUAAAGUCGCAGUGGUCAAUGAUAUGUUAUUCAUUAGUGGAGUAUUUGCAGAACGAGUACAACGUUACAAAUCAAUGAUUACAAACUCCUUGAAGGUUCCACCAGAUAAUGUCACAACGGAAGAAAUGGGUGCAAUGUCAAUAGGCUAUGUCGAUCAAAUUUCUAAUCUUCAAAAGCAUGAACCCACUCCAGCAGAACGUGCAGCGGCAGGCGAUGAAGGAAUGCAGCAACAGAUGAUUGAAUCAUUUUGUCACGAUAGUAAAAUGAAACCAGAAUGGUCAAGAAAAUGUCUCAUUGACCAAAAUUGGAAUUAUGAAGUUUGUUUCUUGUCUUUUUUUUCAUAA